Messenger RNA from Stylonychia lemnae, 1191 nucleotides. The record is from the annotation of a GenBank genome assembly. NCBI's taxonomy places the organism in Eukaryota, Ciliophora, Spirotrichea, Sporadotrichida, Oxytrichidae.
AUGAGAUUUAGUGUUUUUUAGGCAUUAUUGACUGCUCUUGGAGUCUUGAAUAUAAGUCAAAAAAUACAUGAACAGCUUUUUUACAUUGAACGUGAUCUAGCAAGGAUGUUUUAGCAUAAUAGGCCGCUAAAUGGUUAGCUUCAGUUUUUACAAGAAGUUCUCAUUGCAGCUAAUGAAAUUGGAUUUUGCGUCUUUCCUGCUUACAUAUCAACUACUAAGCCAUUCAUAGAAGAAUACUUGAAUGCUAAUGGAUUUGAUAAGACAUAUCAUUCUACGGUAGAUAUUAAUAGAUAUAAAGAAGGAUUCAAACAUAUUUAUAUCCCAACUGAUGACAAGAUUCCCUAUAUUACCCAUAUGGUUUGGCUAACUCACUCUGAUCACCCAAAAGAAAUGAUAAGGCAAGUUGAUCUUAAAUAAAAAGGCUACGAGUUUCAUUUGAAUGUUACUAUUAAGACUUUGAAAAAAUAUAACUUCACAAUCACAUUGUGGGUCAACAGUGUUGAGUUAAUCCCAAGGACAAAGUAGUGGGCAGAUACAAACGGAAUUUUAGUGAGAGAACUUAAAGAGUUUGAUGGUGUCGAGGAAUAUAAAUCAAUUAUGGAUGAAAUAUAUCUUUCAAUUGAACAGAAAAAGUUUGCUCAAGGUGCUGAUAUUGCAAGACUCUUAAUUAUGUAUGUUUAUGGGGGAGUGUAUGCUGAUCAAGAUCAUUAAAUUAUGGAAUACGAUCCAAUGCUUAACAAAAUGAAUCUCUUCUUUUAUUAUACGGAAAACAUAGGAUACAACUCGUUGGAAAAUUCACUAUUCGGAGCGUCUCCUAAGAAUAUAUUUAUUCUUAAAUACUUAAUGACUGCAAUUAGUAACAGAUAAGGAUAGACUAUUCCUUAUUGUGAGUCUAUUUGCUUACAAAAAUCACACUUUUACAUACUAUUUGAGACAGGACCUUUUCUAAUGUCAAGAGUUUUCGAUCAUUUGUUAAUUAACGGAGAUUUAAAUGAUCAACUCUAUCUUGUUCUAGAUCCAAGUAUAGCUCACGAGGGAUAUGAAAGUAAUAAUUCAACAUUAGGAUUAGAACAUUAUGAUUUAGUUUUUAAUGAUAAGACUCACCGACUGAAGGUACGAUUUAAGCACUAUCCGAGCGCUUCAUGGAUAGAUGCUAAAAGAGAAAAAGCUUUAUUUGGAUGGUAAAAAUGA